AUGGCGGACUUGGCGCUCUGUGGCUUAAGGUGGGCAGCAUCGCCAAUCAUCAACAAGCUCCUAGCUGAUGCUACAGCUUACCUCAGCGUGAACAUGGUGCGUGAGCUCCAAAAACUAGAAGCCAUCGUCCUGCCACAGUUUGACCUGGUGAUUCAAGCGGCAGAGAAGAGCUCCCACAGGGUCAAGCUCAAGGAGUGGCUCCGGCGGCUCAAAGAAGCCUUCUAUGAUGCUGAGGACAACCUCCUCAAGCGCAAGGCAAAGAGUGGGAAGGAUCCCUUGGUAAGGGAGGAUGAAGCUUCCUCCAUUGCAUCGACCAUCAUGAAGCCACUUCGUGCUGCUAAGAGUAGGGCACGCAACUUGCUCCCUCAGAACAGAAAGCUAAUUAACAAGAUGAAAGAGCUCAAGGACAUCCUGGUUCAAGCCAAGGAGCUUCGGGAUCUUCUUGGCUUACCACAUGGCAAUACCGUCGAGUGGACACCAGCUGUACCAGCAACCGUUGUUCCUACAACCACAUCACUUCCCACUUCAAAGGUUUUCGGUCGUGACAGGGAUCGUGAUCGUAUAGUGGAUUUUCUUCUCGGCAAGACGGCAACUGAAGAGGCAAGUUCAGCGAGUUUAUUUCCAAAAGGUUAUAGAUAUGAACCUAAUCAGUUGGUUCACUUUUGGGUUGCAGAAGGGUUUGUUGAUUCGUGCAAUUUGAGUAGUAGGACAGUGGAAGAUGUUGGGUGGGAUUACUUCAACGAUAUGGUCUCUGGAUCUUUCUUCCAAUUGGUUUCUGAAAGGUAUGGUUCGUACUAUGAUUCGUACUAUGUCAUGCAUGAUAUCCUUCAUGAUUUGGCAGAGUCACUCUCUAGAGAAGACUGCUUCAGAUUGGAAGAUGAUAAUGUGACAGAAAUACCAUGCACUGUUCAACAUCUAUCUGUUCAUGUUGAGAGUAUGCAAAAGCAUAAGCAAAUUAUCUACAAGCUACAUCAUUUACACACUAUUAUCUGCAUCGAUCCACUAAUGGAUGAUGCAAGUGAUCUUUUUGACCACAUGCUACGGAACCAAAGAAAACUGCGUGUAUUGUAUUUGUCAUUUUACAACAGCCUGGCAUCAAAACUUGCAUCGAUGUGGGAGGUGGAUUCAGGAUCACAUAUUAGGAGAGUGCUAUCAAGGGACUGUUCAUCUCUGAAGCAGUUUAUGAAACUAAUGGAUGAUGAUAUAUCACAACAUCUUCAAAUUGUUGGAAGUGCUCUGGAGGAAGGAGAUAUAACAUCGGUGAAAGAAAAUCUCAUCAAGGCAUGGGUUUUUUGCCAUGAGCAGAGGAUAAGAGUCAUUUAUGGAAGGACAAUGGAGAUGCCACUGGUUCUACCAUCAGGACUCUGUGAACUUUCUCUUUCUUCAUGCAGUAUUACAGAUGAAGCUUUAGCUAUUUGCCUUGAUGGCCUCAUUUCACUGGAAACUUUAGAAUUAAAAUAUAAUAUGGCAUUGACUGCACUUCCAUCAGAAGAGGUGUUUGAGCAUUUGACAAAGUUUGAAUUGUUGAUUGUAAGAGGUUGUUGGUGUCUCAAAUCACUGGGGGGCUUACGUGCUGCUCCAUCUCUUUCCAUUCUUCACUGUAGGGAUUGUCCUUCUUUAGAGCUAACACGUGGAGCAGAACUAAUGCCGUUGAACCUUGCUAGGCACCUCAGCAUCAAUGGCUCCAUUCUUGUAGCUGAUUCAUUCAUUAAUGGCUUGCCACACCUGAAAUCUCUUGGCAUUAGUGACUGCAGAAGCUCCCCAUCCUUAUCGAUUGCCCACCUUACCUCUCUUGAAACAUUAUACCUAUGGGGUCUCCCUGAUCUUUGCAUCGUUGAAGGCUUGUUUUCCCUGCACCUUAAUUACUUAAGUCUAAUAGAUGUUCCAAACCUCAGUGCCAAGUGCAUCUCACAGUUUCGUGUCCAGGAAUCACUCACCAUUAGUAGCUCCGUAUUGCUCAACCACAUGCUCAGGUCCGAAGGGUUUACAGUCCCGCCGAAUCUUGAUCUUUUAGAUUGCAAGGAGCCGUCGGCUUCAUUUGAAGAGCCUGCAAAUCUAUCAUCUGUCAAGUGCCUGUAUUUUUUUGAGUUGCGAAACGGAGUCCCUGCCAAGAAAUCUAAAAUUUCUCUCAAGUCUGGAGAGUCUUUCUAUCCGCAAUUGCCCCAACAUAGCAUCUUUACCAGAUCUGCCGUCCUCCCUCCAGCGCAUAACUAUAUGGCAUUGCCCCCUCUUGAAGAAAAACUGCCAAGAACCUGA
Molecule: messenger RNA, 2256 nt
Organism: Miscanthus lutarioriparius
Lineage: Eukaryota; Viridiplantae; Streptophyta; Magnoliopsida; Poales; Poaceae
Source: the annotation of a GenBank genome assembly